Molecule: messenger RNA, 2898 nt
Organism: Aspergillus wentii DTO 134E9
Lineage: Eukaryota; Fungi; Ascomycota; Eurotiomycetes; Eurotiales; Aspergillaceae
Gene: mdr2
Product: ATP-binding cassette permease mdr2
Exons: 3
Coding region: 207-2582 (791 amino acids)
Biological process (GO): transmembrane transport
Cellular component (GO): membrane
Molecular function (GO): ATP binding; ABC-type oligopeptide transporter activity; ATP hydrolysis activity
Source: RefSeq, a predicted model, not a curated record
CCGGCGUCGUUUUUGCCUGGCGCUGCUUACGAGCUCUCUCAUCUUCCCUCGAGAACGCUGCUGGCUCAAAAGCUACAAUUGAUUCUACGGUGUCAUGACUGUUGGAUAUUUCACUUUCCUUUGGUGAGAUAUGGCAUCGUGCUUCUCUUCCGUGACAUCAUUCUGAAUCUGUCCUGUCCGAUUCCGCAUUCCCUUCCAACUCCGAGAUGCGCGGAGCCAGGCUGCUUGCCUCCUGGGCUCCAGGAGUCACUGCAAGGCAGUUCCCCCAGUCAAUGGGCGGUGUUCUCAGUGACUUGUAUCCUGGGACUCAUGCAUCUGCACUUCGACAUGGUGGUCAAAAUGGCUUCAGCAGGCCGUAUUCAGGCCUUGCCGGGUUAAUUCGAAACAACAAUAACUAUAAUCUCAGCCAAUCUCUUGGACUUACGGCUGCCUUGUGCAGAAAUGGCUCACGACUCGCUUCAUCGUCAACCCCUGUCACGCAUCAAAUUCGGUCUCUAAGUUCUACGCAACGUCUUUCGGAAUCAAAGCCGACCGCGCCGUCGAAAACACCGCAGGUUAACAAUACAACUGCCCAGGACAAAGAGGAUGAGGAAAUCGACAAAGGCUUCGAACUAUCAGAAAGAGCGGCUCAGGCAGCACAGGUCAAUUUCCGCGCGAAGUUAGCCAAAGAUGGUGCUGGAGGAAAGAAGUCCGGGUUUCGGGAAAUAUGGAGGCUGCUGAUGAUUGCACGACCUGAGUCAAAGAAACUCGCAUUCGCUUUCUUCUUCCUGUUGAUCUCCUCGUCUAUCACUAUGUCAAUUCCCUUUUCGAUCGGACGGAUCAUGGAUACGGCAACCAAGUCCUCGGAAGAGGGUGGUAAUGAGCUGUUCGGUUUGAGUCUCCCAAUGUUCUACGGUGCUUUGGCUGGAAUCCUCGCCUUGGGUGCCGGAGCAAACUACGGUCGCAUUAUCAUCCUGCGUAUUGUUGGUGAACGUAUCGUUGCCAGACUUCGCUCGAAGCUUUUUCGCCAAACCUUUGUUCAAGACGCAGAAUUCUUCGAUGCGAACCGAGUUGGCGACCUGAUCUCUCGUCUCGGAUCCGAUACCAUCAUCGUUGGUAAAAGUAUCACACAGAAUUUGUCAGAUGGUUUGCGGGCCGCUGUCAGCGGUGCGGCUGGUUUCGGCUUGAUGGCGUAUGUCAGUCUCAAAUUGUCUAGUAUUCUGGCAAUCUUGCUUCCUCCGAUUGGACUUGGAGCUUUCUUCUACGGGCGGGCAAUCAGAAACCUGAGCCGACAAAUCCAGAGAAACUUGGGAUCUUUGACCAAAAUUGCGGAAGAACGUCUAGGAAAUGUGAAGACUAGCCAGUCUUUUGCUGGAGAAAUCCUCGAGGUUAAUCGGUACAACAAGCAAGUACGAAAGAUAUUUGACUUGGGCAAAAAGGAAUCUUUAAUCAGCGCUACAUUUUUCAGUUCUACUGGACUUAUGGGAAACAUGACUAUAUUAGCACUUCUCUACGCGGGAGGAGGUAUGGUUCAGUCCGGCGCAAUUAGCAUUGGAGACCUUACAUCAUUCUUGAUGUAUACGGCUUAUGCAGGCUCCAGUAUGUUUGGUCUUUCUAGCUUCUACUCUGAACUUAUGAAAGGUGUCGGUGCGGCUAGUCGGCUUUUCGAGUUGCAAGACCGUGAGCCGACCAUAUCCCCUACCAAGGGUGAGAAGGUUGUUUCUGCUCGUGGCCCUAUCAGUUUCGAGAAUGUGACAUUCAGCUACCCAACACGGCCAGCUGUCACAAUCUUUAAGGACCUAAACUUUGAGAUUCCCCAGGGAACUAACGUUGCCAUUGUUGGACCCUCUGGAGGAGGUAAAUCGACCAUCGCUUCUAUCUUGCUCCGAUUCUACAAUCCUACAGAAGGAAAGAUUUUGAUCGGUGGGAAGGAUAUUAGCGGGAUGAAUGCGAAGUCUCUCCGCAGGAAGAUUGGUGUUGUAUCCCAAGAGCCCGUUCUUUUCUCAGGAUCGAUCGCCGAAAACAUCUCUUACGGACGAUCGGAUGCCACAAGAUCAGAAAUCAUUGCGGCAGCACGCAAGGCAAACUGCCAGUUCAUUAGUGAUUUCCCCGAUGGUCUUGACACUCAGGUGGGAGCUCGUGGAGCUCAAUUGUCUGGCGGACAAAAGCAGCGUAUUGCUAUUGCCCGUGCUUUGAUCAAGGAUCCGGAUAUUCUGAUUCUCGACGAAGCGACUUCUGCGCUCGACGCGGAGUCUGAAACUCUGGUGAACGCCGCACUCGCCGCACUCCUUCGCGGUAACAACACGACUAUUAGCAUUGCCCAUCGACUAUCUACUAUUAAGCGAUCUGAUACUAUCAUUGUCCUUGGUCCCGAUGGAAAGGUUGCCGAACACGGAACCUAUGAAGAGCUCAGUGCUCGCCCUGAAGGUGCUUUUACAAAAUUAAUGGAAUGGCAAAUGAGCGGCAACGAGGUCUCGCAGCCAGCCAAUGCCCCUAUAAGCCCGAUAACUCAGGAGAAACUGUUGAAUUUGGAGAAGGAGGAGACUGAGCUCGAGGAAGACGACACAAUCACCCAACCUACUGAGCAGCAAACGAGGAAAUAAGCGGUCAGAGUAGAGUGAAUAUGUCGAUAUGCACUCACUGCUUAUCAAAGGUACUCUUUGUUGUCUCGUUGUCUUACUUGGAUAUCCCCCCUCUCUUUGUGUUUAAUAUAUUUUGCGUUUUGUUCUGCUGUUUUAUUUAGAAGGCAGGGUCAACCUACUAUACUUUUUGUAUCUAUUGAUUGGAUUUUUCACCUUGAGCGCAAGCAAGGGUGUUGCUUUGAAUUUGCUCUCUAACUGCCAGUUCAGAUAGACAUCUCUACUUGAAUACAUUACCAUGAAUUUCACUGAGGUUCCAUCCUACAUCAAGCGAGGCUAC